AUGCAUAGCUUUCAAGAGUCUUGGGUUGCGUUUGCGCGCCUUCACGGCAUGGCAGAUGACAGAGGGCGCUCUCACUUGGGGCAGGCGUUGAAGACACUUCAGUACUUAUGCAUGGUCAUUAACCUGUUCAAUGCGGUGCCCGCCAUCAUUCGCUUUGAUCCCGCGGCAGGCUGGGCGCCAGGUCAGCCAGUAGAACCAGACAGUAUAUGCCUGAAGGUUAACGCAGCGUCUCCGGAAGACUACAAAAAGUAA
Molecule: messenger RNA, 252 nt
Organism: Psilocybe cubensis
Lineage: Eukaryota; Fungi; Basidiomycota; Agaricomycetes; Agaricales; Agrocybaceae
Exons: 3
Coding region: 1-252 (83 amino acids)
Source: RefSeq, a predicted model, not a curated record